AAUUUAGAUACUAGUACAGGUAUGAAAGAAAUUACGUGGCCUCAAACUGAUCGUUAUUCUCGUCCGCAAGGAAAGAUGUAUCCUAGCGACAAUGAGAAGCAGCAUAGAAGAUUUAAACCUUUAGAUGAAAAUCGGUCUGCGUAUAGUGAUGGCAAUAAAUCUUAUAGAGAAAACACUGAAAAAGGAUUCAAACAGAUUACAUGGCCCGAAGAUCAUGAAAACUAUGAACCAGAAAGAGAUGUUGCAACAAAGAUAAAUAAACAAGAAAUACCUAUAGAAUCUCAAGAUUCGCAGUCGAGGCGUGACGAAUCGACACCAACGAAACCUUUUAUUGCGAAUCGCUCAUUCAUACCGGUACACGAAAGCAGAAGGAAACGUGAUGCCAAAAGAAAUAAAACAGUUGAUCCUAGUACAAUUGCAAAAGCUAUCGUGUGGCCAAAGAAAGGUGGCUAUAACGAGGUAGAUUCCGGCCACGAGAUUAAUCUGCAAACGCACGAUCUACAGGGCCAAAGAAGUGAGCUACCCGGAACCGUUAGGCCGUUGGAAACGACGCCGUUCUCAGCUGAGAAGAGAGGCGAAGCUUUGCCCAUGAAAUCGUCGCUAACGCAAAGCGGUUUGGACAACGCGAAGAGCGGACUACAUCCAAAAUUCGAGGAUAAAACUAGAUUGUACGAAAUACCCAAGACAAACCGUAGAUUACUUGACGGUUUAGCCGCGACAAAGAAUUCUAACAAAUCGAAGCAACGACGCACCGCAGAUCAUGCCCAGUUGAAUGCGCAACUUGCGAGGCCAGGCAGGUCUCGAAGUUUGAUGGAUAUGAAGUCAUCCUACGAUAUGCAGAGCAGGAAUAUAUCUGAGAAGAGGAAUCGGGAUAAAUUAGUGGAACCCAAGAGCUCGUUGAAUGUAAGAGGCAGCGAUACGUCGAGGAGCAGUUAUAAUAACGAUAAUGUUUUGAUGAGGCCCUCCAGAUCACGAGAUGUUAUGAAUGGAAAGUCGCAAAGAAGAAUGUACUAUUUGAAUUCCUAUGGUGAAUUGAUGAGGAUGCCGAGAUACCAAAGCUCGUACAGAUACGGUCCGCACAAUAGCAGAUUGAUGGGAUCCAGUAGUUUGAUGCGUAUGGGAUACAUACCUUCCUGGUUCUUGAAUCGACAAAGAUCAUUCGAUAUGCCUCCCUAUUACAGUCCCAGGCGUAACGAGACACGCGGAUUUUCCGAUUUCGUCAACUCUUGCGUAAACCCUCAAGAUGACGACGUUGAAGAUGAUAUGAUGAGAAGGAGUAGAUCCGGAAGUUUAUUCGAUUUGAAUAGACCGUACAACGAUAUGUACUACAGAAAUUCGUACGGUCGUUUGAUCAGACCGUUGGGAUAUAACCGGAUGUACGAUCCAAUGCGGGGCAGGUUUUAUAAGAAUAGAAUGAUGGGAUGGAACAAAACUGUAGACGCGUAUGGAAGACCCGUAAAUUCACUUUAUCAAAGAAGUUCGUUAAUGGAACCAAGCUAUUUCGACAGAUAUGGUAGAAGGAUCCACCAAUUCGACAGUGAUGUAUCUUGUAUGGUUCCGCGUGAUCCGUUCAGUCGUUUUCCUCGAAGGACGAGGAGCAUGAUAGAUUUACGCAGAAGACCUUCAUUCCGCAGAAAUUCAUUUGAAUUUGAAAACAAUCCUUAUCGCCGUUUUGACAUGAACGCUUUGGACAGGAGAUAUAGCAAUCAAUCAAAUAUAAGUCCUUACGACGAUCUCGAACGCGAGAUCAUUCGGCCGAGCAGAUCACGUAGUAUGAUCGAUCUGAACAGAAGAUCUUCCAAUAAUAUGCGGCGGAAUUCUCGAGGAGAAUUGAUAAACUCUCCUAGAUAUGGUUUAAGCAAUGAUCCGUAUUCAAGAUCUGGCAGAAGUGGACGGUCGUACAAUAACAGACCGAUGGAUCGUAAUAACUUUAUUGAUGUUUACAAAAAGCCAUCGAACGUGUUGAACCGCAGAUAUGACUACAAUGUAGAUGUCAUGAGCCCAAAAAGUUCGAAAAGCUUAAUGGAUUUGGAUGGGAGGUCUUCUCGCAAAAUGCAAUAUGAAAAUUCGUCUGAUAAAAAUCGAAAAGUUCCGAAAUAUAACAAUAAAAAAGGAACGAAAUAUAAUAGCAAUGCGAGAUCCUCUAAGAGUUUGUUGAAUCUGAGAGAUAGUUCACAUAAAUAUACGGGUAGAACUAAUAAACAAAACACUGCUGAACAGGUUAUCGGUGCCCCUAAGAAACAGAAUUUAUUGCAAAAUGCUCCAAAGUAUAAUAAAGGUGAAAAUAUCAAAAUGCAAGGAUAUAGGAUGCCUGAGAAGACCUCGCACGUAUUAUCACGAGAGAAAUCAACAGCGAAAUCCAGAUAUGUGAGUAGUUUUGAGAGUGAAAUGCCAUAUAGAAAUGAUACCUUAGAUCAAGGUAGAUUUCGUUGGGAUUCAAGCGAGGAAUACGAUGCGCUGAAUAUGAGAAAAUCUCCUCAUAAUUCGGAAGAAAAACAUUUGGUAAGUGGAUUUAUUGAAACAGUUAAACAUUGGAUACCAUUGGGAAGCCAAGCACCUGAAACAACUGCAAGAAAGGGAAUGCUAAGGAAAGACGAGCAUGAUUCAUUUGGGUCAAUGGGGCAAGGAACAUCACGAAAUCAGUUUCCUGUGAUAUCUUCGAAAGCAGAAAAUGAUUCACAUGAUAAGGACAAGAAAAUCAAGAAGAUCACAUACGAUUUACCCCCUGAUGAUUCUGUGAUUGAAAUAAUCGGUGCUCCUAGGAAAGCGAGACGUUCGAGCAGCAAGUCGCUAGAGAGUAAAAGUAUCAUUUUAGCUAGGGAUAGAAAUAAAUCGUUUGAAAAUAAGUCUGAAACGCGACUGUACAUCAAGAUGAUCAAGAAAAAGAUGAAGAAGGCAAUGCUUGCUAAGUUGCAAUCGGAGAUAGCAGAAAAGGGUGCGCAGAUGGCACACGACCUGAAAGAGACUGGUAAGUUGCUAGCGGAAGUGUGCGGAGUGGAAAAGGUGCCAUCGAUUAGUGGCAUCUCAGAUAUCGUAGACGACGUUCGUGAGUCCUGUUUCUCCUGCAAGAAGAUGAUGAUCAAGCGGUUAAAAUCUGGAAAUCUUCGUGAGGAAGACAUAAAUAGAGAGCUGAGUUUUAUGAAGAGGAAGCUUAAAAAAACAAUCACUAAGAAGGUGAAGGAAGUAAUAGAGGAUAAGGCGGCUUCGUUAGCCAAAGAGAGUAAGCGCAGUAGCUCUGACUACAGGAUUUCCAACGAGAGUUUCCCAGCUAUGUCCGACGAUGGAAUCGUUGAAUCUGUUGUUCCAAAAGUGAACGUGCAACCUCUGCAGGCGAAACUAUCGGAUUACAAAGAUCGUCCGAAGGAGGUAAACUGUUGCAAGAUUAGUAGGACCAAUUCCAAUUUCAAAUUGGAUAUCGAUCUGGAGGAUUUCGUUGAUCAGGUGAAGAAUGUGAUGAUCGAAAAAGCCGAGGAGACGCUCGAAGAGAAGCGGCUGAGCCUCAUCGAGUCGCUGGGAUUAGACGAUAAUGAUCUGCUGAAUAUCGGAAAGGAUGAGCUGCAGAAAUUGUUGAGAAGAGCCGGAGGCAUGGAUUCGAUGAUCCCUUUGACCGGAAGCGAUCAUUCAGCCUGUAGCCAGCAGCUAUCCGAUACUAAAUUGAUGCAAGACAUUGUUAUGGAUACAGGGAACAGAAAAAUCUGGGAUACUAUGCACAGAGAGAGACAGACGCUGGUGGACGACCUUCACGAAAAGGAUAAGCAGCUGAUGGAUAUGCACGAUCUGGUUUCGAUGACGAUGCGCCGACUCGUAGUUGUCUUUGACGGUUUCCACCAGAUCCACGAUUACACCGAAGCCAUCAGGAAGGAAAUUUGCGCCUCCAGCAGCGACUGCAUCAAAAAACAGACGAAAGAAUGUUUCGAGCGCGAAAAGUUGAUGGAGCUAGAGGAGGAAAAUUCCGAACUGAAAGAGGUCAUCGGGAAGUCCACCGACAAUCUUGCGGCCCUCGAGGGUAAAACCGAAGAACUGAUCAGCGAGAAUUGUCAACUGCAAGAAUGCCAAUUGGAAUACGUGCAGAAAAUUGAGAUUUUAGAGGCUGAAAAGAUGGAACUGAUGAAUAACUGUUGCCAAAUGCAGGACAAGCUGGAGAGGUUAAGUCACACAGAAGAAAUUUCCAUAGAAUCCGAGAAUAUGAUUCAAACGCUACGUUUUGAGUUGGAUGAUGUGCGUAAGAAGAACGAGGAUUGCCUUUGCACCAUUGAGUGUUUAUCUGGAGAGAAACAAGAGCAGUGUUGUAAAAUUGAAUCGUUGGAGAAAUGUGUAAAGGAUUUGUCCAAGAAGAUAGAGACUAAGGACACGGGCGUCCAAUGGUCGCGACCAUCCAGUCCGAAGGGACGAUUCGGCAGACGUCGAAGCCCCGCCCGCAGCCGCUCCUACGACGACGAGCACGAGGAACGCGAAGAGAGCGUGUUCACCUUUGAUCUUUCCUGCACCGGCAAUAGAGAUAAGAAACCGAGCAAGAGGACGAGAUCCAAGGGACGACACAGAAGCCGCAGUAAAGAUGACGACCACGAUGAUGUUGAUUAUGACUCUUUGCUCGAAAAGAGUCGCUACAAAACACACCAUAACAUACACGACAAUAGACGUUACAAUGAUAGCGAUACUGCAAACUCUGAAGAACGUAGUCACCAUGCCAAUCAAUCGAACUUCCACCGUAACUACAAAGUUUCGAAGAGAGAUGGUAACCGAGACAACAGUCGUUAUUACAGUAGUAACCAUGGAAGUAGUCGCGAAGAAUCAGAUCUUGAAGAUGACGACGACAAGAUGCUGAUAGUCAGGAGGAAACCAUCGAAUACGUCGUUAUUCGAUGACGAUGACUUUUCAGAAAUAACGAAAAGCCACAGGGAGCCACUGUACGCGACGAAACCCGAUUUAGACAAAAGGAUCUCGUUCAGCGACAGCGCCGAUCAACAAACAGAUCAAACUUUGGGCGAUUUGAAAGUUGUAAAGCUAACGGCGAUAUCGACGAAUGCGCAACCCUGGUGUCAGCUACAGGGCACCGUUCACGAAAUCAAAGACAGCGUCAGCAGGAUUAUUGUGAAGGAGAAUGAAGUUAAAUUGGCGCAUCAACGUAUCGCCGAGUUGGAAGAGCAAGUACAAUGGAUCAGUAAAAAGGAUGAGAUCAUAGACAUCCAAAACGAUACACUAAAUAUUGUUGAAAAUGAAUUGCAGGCCUAUCGGACCAUGGAGUGCGAGGUGGAGGCGGCGCGUGGAUGUCGCGAACGCGAAGUAUGCAACUUGAAGCAGACCAUUCAGACCCUGCUGCUCAAUCUCAACGAUGAGAAACAACGCUCCGAAAACCUGCAAAGAGCAGUUGACUUAUAUCUAAAUUCAAUCAGUGUUCUGGAAUCGUCCGAAAGCAACUUGAAACGCGAGAUAUCGGAGCAAAAAGUGACUAUAGGUAAUUUACAAGACGCGCUGGUUUCCGUCAAACAGGGACUGGAUGAGCAGCGGACCAGAACGGAUCAGGAAUUUGAGUGUUUCGAAAUGCUGGUCGAGAGGCUUCGGGACGAGAACUUACUUCUCGAAGAGGGUUUAUUUUAUAACAGCCAGGAUAUCGACAUCAAUGAAUCACGCGUGCUGAAGUAUCAGCAGCUCUUUAAAGAGUUGACGAAUGAGUGUACGCACUUGAAACAAGAACUCAUGCAGCUCGAAGUGCAGAAGGUCGACCAGGAAGCUUUCGUGGAGGAACUCAACACGCAACUGAUGGACUGCAAGAACGAACUGAGAAACUUAUAUUUGAUUUUGACGAGGGAGCAGGAGCUGAUGGAGGAUGAAAGCAGUAAAUUGGCGAAAGAAAUAGUUAGAAUGCAGGAAGAGAUAUUCACGUUGUCUGAUCAAUUGGCUUUCACGACGCGAAAUUUGGAGAAUGAGAAGAAGACAGUUUCUAGUUUGGAGGUGGCCGUUGCGAAGAAGGAAUGCGAGAUGGUGUGUUUCAAGAAGGAAAUACAGAUAUUAGAGGAAAAACUGGAGAGUUCAAGUGGCGAGAUAUCCGGACUGAAGCAACGGUUGCUCGAGGUGCAAAAUAUUAGGAAGGAGGAAAUCAAGAGAGUGCAGGAACUAGAGGCAAAGUAUUUUACGAAAAAUCAAGAAUUCGAUAUGGUCUCAGCCGAUUAUACGACUUCGAUGAAUACUUUGAAGAACGUGCAGAUGGAGUUGCGCGGUUCCGAGGAGAGACACUGCAACGAAAUUGGGAAAUAUAAUUUGAUGGUGACGGGAUUGAAGGAACAGCUGAUUGCAUCCGAUACAAAGGCCAAAUGUUUUGAGAGAGAAUUGGAAUUAGCACGCGAUAAAAUUGCGGAAACCACGGAGGACGAGAUGAAACUUAUACAAGAGAAAACGCUCAGAGAAACGGCUCAUAACGAAGAUAUGAGGGAGUAUCAACGAGAGCAGAAUAGAUUGAUCGAUGUGGUGACGACGUUGGAGCAGCGACUGGCAGUUAUUAACUGUGAACUGUCUCAGAAGGAUAAGGAACUGGACGAGCUCAAAGGCAACUUUGUGGCAGUAUCGAGUGAGUCACAGUUGCAUCAAGAAGAAAUUUGCGGUUUGAAAAAUGAAAUCAACUCGUUGAUACAACAGCAGUCAUUGAUGAAAUGCGAGAAUGAUAGACUUCAAACGCAAGUAGGAAAGUUGAAAAUGGUCAUUGGGAAGAAUGAUGAGAAGAAUGAAAUCAUGAUGCGUGAAUUGGAGCAAUGUCUUGCCGAGCUGCAGGUGAUUCAAAGGGACAAGGAGUUCCUGAUGGAGAAAAACACUGCAUUAGCGCAAGAAAUUCGCUCUUUGCAAAACGCCUGUCAAUUGAAGACAGAAUCCGUGGUUACACUUGAGAUGGAAUUAAGUGACACUAAAUCUAUUAAAGAAACUCUUUGCACCGAAAGCAAGCACAUCAUCGACAACGUGAAGAGCUGGUUACACGAACAGCAGAAACUCAACGUCGAGCUCAACGAUAAGAUCAAGUCUAAGAACACAAUUAUAUCCAAGCUCAACGAGAAGAUUGCCUCCAUGGAAACGAAGAAUAGAGGCCAGAGGGCAGAGUCACCGUACCGCGUGGCCACACCUCCCAGAGGAUGGAGUCUAGGCUCUUGCGAGAGCCCGCCAUGCAGUUGGAGCAGCGAAGCAGAAUGGGAAACUGUGGACAACGAAACCGCUCCUCAGGUAUGGCUGCAUCGAGUGGAAAGUUUAACUGAAGAGUUACAAAGGAACAACAGGUUUUGGAAGAACCGCAUGACCGAGCACGACUACGUCGUCUCUCGCGACAACUGAAGACUGUUUUUUAUAUAAUAUUUACUUUUAGUAAGACUUGCUUUUAUUUGCAAUUUUAUGC
Molecule: messenger RNA, 7375 nt
Organism: Nicrophorus vespilloides
Lineage: Eukaryota; Metazoa; Arthropoda; Insecta; Coleoptera; Silphidae
Product: myosin heavy chain, skeletal muscle-like
Exons: 21
Coding region: 22-7314 (2430 amino acids)
Biological process (GO): autophagosome assembly; autophagy; cellular response to nitrogen starvation
Cellular component (GO): phosphatidylinositol 3-kinase complex, class III, type I; phagophore assembly site; phosphatidylinositol 3-kinase complex, class III, type II
Source: RefSeq, a predicted model, not a curated record